Molecule: messenger RNA, 1754 nt
Organism: Columba livia (rock pigeon)
Lineage: Eukaryota; Metazoa; Chordata; Aves; Columbiformes; Columbidae
Gene: JAM2
Product: junctional adhesion molecule 2
Exons: 10
Coding region: 158-1042 (294 amino acids)
Biological process (GO): leukocyte cell-cell adhesion
Cellular component (GO): protein complex involved in cell adhesion; plasma membrane; tight junction
Source: RefSeq, a predicted model, not a curated record
UGCAGUGCCCCCGGCCCACCGGGCGCCGCCCCGCUCCCCGGUCCGAGCCGAGGCCGAACCGGGCCGCCCCCCACCCCGGCCGCGCCCCACGCCCCGCCGGCGUCGCCCGGCCGUUAUUAGCCGCUGCCGCCGGUGGGGAGCGGCCGUUGCCGGGAAGAUGGCGAGUCACAGUCUCCGUCUGCUGCUACUCGGUUACUUGGGGGUCCUGAGCUAUCGUAGAGUGUCUGGAAUUUCCAUUGAAACGGAUAACAAAAAUGUAAAAGCAGAGGAGUUUAAGGAGGCUAUUCUUAGUUGCAAGCACAAAUUUUCAAAAGGAAUGAGCUUAAGAAUAGAAUGGAAGAAAAUCCAGUCACAAGGAGUCUCAUUUGUCUACUAUAAUGGUGAAUUUACAGGUGAUCUUCAAGGCCGAGCAGAGAUGCUGAAUACAGGAAUCCGUAUUAGAAAUGUGACUAGAAAGGAUUCUGGGACCUACCGCUGCGAAAUCAGUGCAAAGAGUGAAGAGGGGCAACGGCUGGGAGAGGCUACGAUUACUCUCACAGUAUUGGUUGCUCCGACUACUCCAGUAUGUGAGGUGCCCAGCUCUGCCAUGACGGGAACAGUAGUGGAAAUGAGCUGUAGGGAGACCGAGGGGUCUCCUCCGUCUGAGUACCAGUGGUAUAAGAACGGUGUUGCCUUACUGGAAAAGACAGGAACAGGCAGCACUAGAGCAGGAAACAUCACCUACACCAUGAAUAAAAAGUCUGGCACCCUGCUAUUUAACACAGUUACAAAGAAUGACACUGGAGAGUAUUUCUGUGAAGCCUCCAAUGGGAUUGGAUUAUCUCAGAAAUGCUCAGUGAAGCGAAUGCAAGUUGAUGACCUUAACAUAAGUGGUAUCAUCGCUGCAGUAGUAUUUGUGGCUCUGGUAAUGGCAUUGUGUGGCCUUGGAGUAUUUUAUGCCCAAAAAAAGGGCUACUUUGCAAAGGGAAGCUCUUCCCAAAAGACCAACUAUCAAUCUACGAGUGAAAAGGAUUUCAAGCAUACCAAGUCCUUUGUUAUUUAGAAGAUUCCAGCCUCUGUGAGGGACAUCAAAUGACUACUUGUUAUACAAAACCAUCAAAGGGAUCUUUUGACCUCUACUCUGUAAAUAUUGUUUCCACAUACUACACGCUGAAUAUCGAAACUGCCAUUGUUUAGAUCUAGUCAACCUGUCUGUGAGUCCUUUAACAAAAAAACAAACAAACAAAACCCAAAAACAGACCACACAAAACUUAAAGAUAGAACUAAAUUGAAUACACAAGACAAACUGUGUGAAGAGUUCUAGUACUCCUUUUGUCCAUGUACACAUACAGCAAUCUGGGAUUCACUUUAUAGCUUGGAACAAUCUGUUAAAAUAACUUGCAUGGAUGACCUUGCUACUGCUACUACUUAUGUCUGCACCAUUGUCAAGGGCUCAAAGUCUCCUGCACUUCCAAAUUAUUAGUACAUUGACAUUGUGUUUCAUUUGCCAAAGCCAUCUAUGAGUGCAUAAGUGGUCAUGCAGACUUAAACUCACUAUCCUGACAGGAUGAGGCUUCCUGUAACUGAGGCUCAAGCAGCAUUUUAUUGUCUAAUAUGAAAUGCCUACAGCUUCUUUUCCAGAAGGAAGUAGAUCUCACUGUAGACUGCAUAUGUAGUUUCAUUCUGAAGAAAAAUCAUGCCAGUACAACUCAAGCUGUAGUAUCUGGACUCUAACUGUUGACAUUUCACAAAUAAAUAGUUCCUCAGAACUUGAA